AAGGCGGGCGAAUACCGAGAAUGCACCCUGAAAUACCAGACUUUACUGUAAUUGCUCUUUCCUAGUAAGCACCCAAAAUUUAGAACUUCUGGAAGUAAAUAAGCAAUCAUGGAUGCAUCAACAGCUUUCCAAUUCCUAGCGAAAAGGCCUUACCAGCCUCCCGCCUGGGCUUCGCAGCUCAGCCCCAUCCCCUCCCAUGUCUUCUCCCUCGGACACCUUCCUACUCCAAUUCAUAAAUGGAACCUGCCCAAUCUGCCUAAGAACACUGAGGUCUGGUUGAAGCGUGAUGACCUUUCAGGAAUGCAAUUGAGUGGUAACAAGGUGCGAAAACUGGAAUUCUUGUUUGCAGAUGCCGUGGCACAAGGAGCAGACUGUAUUGUCACCAUCGGUGGCAUUCAAAGUAAUCACUGUCGUGCUACUGCUGUAGCUGCCAAAUAUCUGAAUCUUGACACUUAUCUCAUACUGCGAACUUCAAAGGUUCUUGCGGAUGAAGAUCCUGGAUUGACGGGGAAUCUCCUUGUUGAGCGUUUAGUUGGAGCUCACAUUCAUCUUGUUUCAAAAGAAGAAUAUGCUAAAGUUGGGGGUGUGGCUCUUAGUAUGAUAUUGAAAGAAAAGUUAGUGCGUGAAGGGAGAAAACCAUAUGUCAUACCUGUUGGCGGAUCCAAUUCGCUAGGAACUUGGGGCUAUAUUGAAGCUAUUAGAGAGAUUGAACAUCAGAUUCAGCAUGCAACUCUUGAACAAAAAUUUGAUGACAUAGUUGUCGCAUGUGGCAGAUAAGCCUUCACCACUACGGUCGAGCACCUUUGCGAACGAGGCUCUUCCCCCAACUUGGACCUACCAUCAAGUCAUAACUGAUUUGCUGUCUCUGCCGCCAUCAUUUCCCACAUGUCCCCUAUUAGUUUGUUUACCGCCCUCAUACUCUCAAAGCUUUAAAUUUGAAGAUAUCCCCAAGUUGCAGUGCACUUGUUUCAUCACCUUAUACACGUUUCAUCUUCCUUUAUGUAAACAUUAUCGUCUAAUUAGGGAAAAGGGAAAGGAAGAAAAGAAGAAUAUAAAAAUAAGAAGGAAAAAUAGAAGAAGUGCAAGAGGGGGCACAGGAGCUGGGCAACCAGGAGAGGUGAGGAAGACAGAAAUUAAAAUGAAAAGGUAAAGAAGAAAAAUAGGAAAAAAGUAAGAAGGGUAAGAAGGCUGGAAGAAGUUCAUCGCACGGUGGCAGGAAGAACCGGCGAGAAAGAAUAAGAAGAAAGAAAGAGAAAGAAAAAAGAAAAAAACAAAUCUGCAAAUGACCUGUUAAAAAUAGUCACCUUUCCGUAAAUUAGCUGAUGUGAUCUUUUUUUAAGAGUUAACAUGCUUAUGUGAUACUUUUUUUGGUAUAUGGGUUUUCCAUCAUUUCCAAUGGAUCCAAAAACUCACUGUUUUUUGGCCUGGUAAUAUGAUAGAAUAAAGCAAAAUGGCUCACUAAACUGUUUGCGCUUCUUUGUUAUGAAGCAGCAGCCAGUCCAUGCAAUUUUCGAUGUGAUUUUCAUCAUGGGUCAUCUAGAAACAGUCUCUAUGUGCUUUAGUACAGGGGUAAGGUUGCGUACAUCCGACGCCCUUACCCCACCGUAGGUGUGAGCCUUUGCGGCAUCGAGGUAAUGUUGUUCUUGUUUAAGUGAUGGAUUUACAAUUGUAGAAGGCCUAUUAUGAUCACUUUUUCGAAAAUAUUAAAAGUGGUCAUAUAAAAGUGGUCAUAUUUUUGUCCAUUGAAAGGCUAGAGUUAAGUUAUAGUCAUUUUUUCUAAUAUAAAUAGAAAAAAUCAGAGCAUUGAUAUAAUUUUUCCAUGAUUGUAUAUUAUUAACAUUCAUAUAUAGUCUUUUAGAUGUCAUCUCAAUAUAUACUACUACUAAUUGAGUUUUGCAUUUGCGUUGUAGCCUUAUGGUAAUCUGUUAACUGAAUUGUUUAUUCUCGAUACUUCAGUGGGGGUACAGUCGCUGGAUUAUCAAUUGGGUCGUGGCUUAGUAGCUUGAAGGCAAAAGUUAAUGCAUUCUGUGUCUGUGAUGAUCCUGAGUACUUCUACAAAUAUGUUCAAUUCCUGCUCGAUGGACUCGAUGCAAGGAUUAGCUCAUCUGAUAUUGUCAGCAUCCAAAAUGCCAAAGGUCUUGGGUAUGCUAUGAACACAAGUGAGGAACUCAAAUUCGUCAAAGAAAUUGCUGAAACCACUGGUGUAGUUCUUGACCCCGUUUACAGCGGGAAAGCGGCAUAUGGGAUGAUGAAAGAUAUGGGUGAGAAUCCAAAAAAGUGGGAAGGGAGAAAGGUUCUUUUCAUACAUACAGGUGGACUGCUAGGUUUGUUUGACAAAUCAGAGGAAAUGGCAUCACUUAUGGGCAAUUGGUGCAAAAUGGAUGUCAAUGUAGCAAUUUCUCAUCACUAGUCAGUAGGACGGCACUGCUUUAAAGUUCUAAAAUUACUUGGCUGCCCUCAGUGCCCUGUGAUUGCUCUUUUCCUAAUAAUGACAUUUUCAUAUACAAUACUCGUAUUUUCUUUUGCUUGUAUUGCCGUAAGCCUGUAAUUAUAUUAACAACUGCCAUAAAUAUGAGUGAAUUUUUAGUUGAAAG
Messenger RNA from Cuscuta europaea, 2594 nucleotides. The record is from the annotation of a GenBank genome assembly. NCBI's taxonomy places the organism in Eukaryota, Viridiplantae, Streptophyta, Magnoliopsida, Solanales, Convolvulaceae.